Choloepus didactylus (southern two-toed sloth) is the source of this 2475-nucleotide messenger RNA. Its product is annotated as collagen alpha-1(I) chain-like. The transcript is spliced from 8 exons. Bases 1 to 2475 code for a protein of 824 amino acids. The record is from RefSeq and is a predicted model, not a curated record. Lineage: Eukaryota; Metazoa; Chordata; Mammalia; Pilosa; Megalonychidae.
AUGUCAGAGCCCCGCGCAUCUGUCCGUCUGACCAGCUACUCGUUCCGCCGGGCUGUCACCGCGCCCCCACCGCGCCCCCACCUGGAGCUCCAGGGUCGCCCCGCGCCCAAGGGGGCAGCGCCGGGGUCGCGCGGGCUGUCCCCGGGCCAGGACGCCAGCGGCCGCCUGCCCUCGCCCGAGCGCGGAGUGGGCGCGGGGGCCGCGCGCUGCGUGGCUCAGUUCCCCCGGGGCCCGCGAGGGAGCCACGAGCGGCGCGAGGGCAGGCCCUUUUUGCUGGAGAGCCCUGCGUCCGGGGACAACUGGAGCACCCGGCUGGCGCUGACCCCGGCCGCACUCCCUCCCUCCCGCCGCAAACUUUUCGCUCAACUUGGCCGCCCGGCGCCGCCCCGCGGGGAGGGUGCUGUGGCUCCUGGAGCCCGGCCAGGCCCCGCCCCUCGCUCCCGGGUCGGGGGACCCGCGCCAGACCCGGAUUCCGCCCACGGGUUCCCGGCCUCACGGCACCGCCUUCUGCACCGUCCGCGCCCACCGCUCUCCACGCGCAGGCCCCCGGCGCAGGAGUGUGGCCGCGUCCCAGGUCCCCGCUGCUCCAAGGAGGUGGCUGGCAGGCAUGUGGCGCCCUGCCGGGCCGGAGGAGCGGCGGAGGCGGUCGGAUAUCCGGGAGCGGGGCGGCCUUGGGUCCGAGCGUACGGCUUAGCGCUCUCGCAGGACCCACGGCCGCACCGCACGGCCGCGACCUCGCCGCCCUGCGCUUCACCCACAGCUGCCCGCGGCGUCCGCGGCAGGGAUGCAGCGCCGCCCCCGCGCGCUCUGUCCCUGCACGCCCAGAAUUCGAGUCCCGGACCACGUCGGCUAAUCCGGCAGAGGGUUAUUUUUAGCGUCCUGAAGCUGCAGCUCCGCUGCGGGUCCACGGAGCCCGAGAAGCCGCCAGGCACGCCGUCCCGGGCGUGCGGGACGAACGGGCCUUGUCGGGAAACUCAGAAGUUUGUACCUUCACCCAGGGGACACCAUCGAGGCCCACCUGGGCCAGACAAGCUGCCCUGCAGCGGGCGAUCCAGGUCCUCACCCCUUCAGCCCCAGCCCCGGGCAGGAGCCUGGCGGUGUAAACAGGUCCAGGGAACCGAUCGAUUGGGAAUCGAGAGCAAAGGCUGGGGACCUGCCUCCCAUCCCCACCGGCUCCGCGGACCCAGGCGGCUCGGCCCCGUUUCCCAACAUUUGGGGGGCUUGGCUGGCGGGUUCCGGGGGGCCCACGGGCACGCGGCGCAGCCUGGGAAGCGCGGGUCCCUGGCCGGGCGGCUCCGGACGCGCCUGGGCGGUGCACGGCCCCUGGACAGCCCCGGCUGGGUCCCGAGCGCGUUCCUGGAAGGUGACUCAGCGACGCGCCCGCGGGCGAAGAAACUCCGGGAAAUAAGGAACGAGGGGAGGCAGCGGGGGCACCAUGCCUCCCUCCCAGCGCCGCGGCGCGCGUCCGCCGAGAUCGGGUUCUGCAGCCCGGGGUCCCUCGGCGGCGCUCAACCUGCCCCCGGGCCCUCCACCUCCCGGGAACCUGGCGCUGGCCGAGGACAGCGCUGCAGCCGCAGCGCUACGGUCACGCGACGCGGGGACGCGAGCGGCGGCGGGGGGGAGGGGACCAGAUCCCGCCUCUUCCCCCCCUUCCCGGGCGCUCCCUCCGUCUCCCCUCCCAGGAGUGAUGGAAGCCGGGGCUUUGGCGCCCAGAAGACGCGGGGGUGGGGGCAGGUGCCCCCCGAGGUCUCAGCCCGGGGUGCCUCCUGGCUGGAGGCCACUGAGCCAGACUUCUCUGGGGACCUGGUCAUGGCCUGGAAGGGCUUGCCACAGGGUACAGGCUCCCCUGGGCACCAGACGGAAGUGGUGGCCUCCCAGCCUCUGCCAUGUGACCGGACACUCCAGCUGCUGUACUCCAUGGUGACCCGGCAGAGCCAGGACAGGGCCAGGUCCUGCCUCCCGAGCGGCCCCUCGCUGGCUGGGAACCCUCUGCCCCCCGGACCUCCGGACCCCCGGGUUCCCCUGCUGGCCAGCCGACCCCCCGCCGGCGUCCACGCCUCCUCUGCUGGGUUCUGCACCUGGCUGCUCCGGCUCCUGCCGAGGACUCGCGGGACCCCGACACCUGGGAGUUGGCCCCGGCCACACUGUCCCUGCGCCCUAGAACCUUCUCCAUCCUCGCCUGACUUCAGCACCGACUCGAAUGCUGAGCUGCGGCCCGGCGGGGGCCUGCACUUCAGACCCGCUCGCAGGGUCCCCCCUCGCCCCCUCCAGCCCCGCGCCCCCCGCAACCACCCUCCCCCCUGCGCCCCGCUGCUCCGCGCCGGGCUCUGCCGACAGGGGGCGCGAGAGGGGCCCGCGCGGCGGGAGGGGACCCUGGGCCGCCGGCUCGGGCUCCCGGGAGCGUCUCCCCCGACCCUCCGCUCCCAGCCCCAUGGCGCCCCUAGCGCGGGAUCCGACACCCUGCCUCUCCCCUAG